CAAGGGAUCACUCAUGGAAUCCUGUGUUGCUGAUAAAGAUAAGCAGUGCCUGGAGGACGCUGAUCUUGGUCACUCAUAGAAAUAACCUUCAUGCUCAGUCUCUGUUACUGAUGUGACUCCCAUCAUCCACGUAGCUGUAGAGAGCAGAACAAAGAAUUGAAUUCCUGCAUCAUCCAGCCAGGCGGACGGCACCUGAAUCCAACCAUGUCUGUGACUGGGAACUUCUUCAGUAAAUUAAGGUGCUUGGCGCUAACUUUGGAGAAGGAAACUGCGCAGCUUGAGCAGGUGUUCAGUCAAGAAGAUGACGACUAUGAAGAGGAAUCUCCGAUGCGAGUGCUGCACGACCUGCGUUCCGAAAUAAUCAGCAUGAAGAGUGAUCUUCAUGCCGCUGUUGAUAAAAAUGAAAAGAAAGGACAAGAACUGAAUAAUUUCAUAAAGAUCUGUAAAGUGCUGCAGCAGAGAAAUGCCUCCGACAUCCAGCAAAUCAAAGAUGUCUUCCUGAAGUACGGAUAUAAAGCGCCUGACAGUGAAGUACCAGAAAACGAUGAAGCCACUGAAGUAGUAAUGUCUAAGAGUGCAGAGGAGAGCUGUCAGAGCACCGGUGAACAAAGCCUUUCUCCUCCUCCAGUCGUUGAGAAGCCGGCGACAUGGGAUUUACUACGAGCCCCGCAGCUCUCUGACUUUGGCCUGUCUCACUACCAGCUGCCUGCAGCGUGGGAACAGAUUAAUAAGAAAGCUCCAGAGGAGAAGCCCAAGCCCUUGUAUGCCGAUAUCUGCUCAAUAAAUAUGGCGAAAACCCCCAAGUAUGCCUUACGCAGGGAAGAAGACUUCUCACAGAUCCAGCACUUUGGCAUUAGUGAAUACAGCGCAAACCUGAAUGAUGACUACACUAUGGCGCUAAUAAACAAGAAAAGGGCAAGUAAUCCUGAGAAACCAAAAGAAUCAUCCAGGGAUUUAAAAAACCUGCUUGCCACCCCGGCACACCUGACCUACAGGAACGAUUUCACCAGUGUGGAGUCCCCGUUGCCACCUGUGUUCUGCACCCCAGGACUGAAGGUGCAGAAGAAAGUAGGCCUUGAUGUAAUGGAUGAAACACGUGACGCAAAGAAGACAGAUGAUAACAGCUCUUCAAGAGACAUGAGAAGCCAGCACCCUCUAGAUGUGUGUCAGUCCCUGAACACAGACACUGUGGACUCCCCCCGUCCCCCAACUUUCUGCACACCUGGACUUAAAGUGCCGAAGAAGGACAUAAACUGCGUAUAUCCUGAACCAUCAGAAAGUAAAGAGCCUCCGGUGGUUAAGGAUUUAGACACGCCACCAGUACCGAGCUUUGAGACCAAGUGGCUGAAGAAUGACACAACAAGAACUCUGGACAUCACUGAACCCAUUCCAAGGCCAGAGUUUUCAAAUAGUCUAUACUUAAAAGAAGUUGCUCCCUUGGUUUUAAAUUCUGAUAGUUAUUAUGAAAACCCAUCUAAAACCUACUCGCCGCCCAAGAUGAGGGAUUUCUGUAUCGGGACUCCACCUCGCCCAGAAAUGACUUCCUGCUUAACUGAGGAAAUCCUCAAGCACAAUCUGAAACGGACCUCCCCUCCUAAAGUAUCAGAAUAUGAAAAUGUGUUGUGGACACCCACCCGUCCAGAGAUGACGUCCUGCAUCACUGAGGAUAUUUCACAGAUAUUAUCUCAAUAUUGUGAAAAUCAGAUAAAACCACUGAGGACAAAUGCAUCCGAGAAUAAAGAAAACAGACCCUGACUAUGUGGAAACCUGCAAGAAAAGUGGAUCCGUUCUAUACAAGACUCAAGUCGAUAAAAGAGGAGCUGUUCAAGUGAAUUAUCUGAAACUGUACAUACUGAGCAUGUCUUAUUUAUACUGUAGUUAGAACCGCUUUGUUCUACUUCUAUACAUAUUGGAAUGUAUUCACAUUGCUGUAUUUUCACAUGUAUACUUUUUGCGAACGUGAGUGAAUUCUAUUGAUGAAGACUAGAGAUGAGCGAAUUUCCAGUUAUGAAAUUCGUUUGCGAUUUGUUUACUGGUGAAAGGCGAAUUGCGUUAUGGAUUCUGUUACCACGGACCAUAACGCAAUUCUAUGACUCCCCUGCAUAACGGAAACGGGACGGAUCAGUUAUGCAGCCCAUAGACUUCUAUUAUGACGGAAUGCCUC
Bufo bufo (common toad) is the source of this 2164-nucleotide messenger RNA. RefSeq names its product spindle and kinetochore associated complex subunit 3 (gene SKA3). NCBI's taxonomy places the organism in Eukaryota, Metazoa, Chordata, Amphibia, Anura, Bufonidae. Gene Ontology annotation, cellular component: outer kinetochore; spindle microtubule. Bases 205 to 1755 code for a protein of 516 amino acids. The transcript has 13 exons. The record is from RefSeq and is a predicted model, not a curated record. Gene Ontology annotation, biological process: chromosome segregation; mitotic cell cycle.